Molecule: messenger RNA, 1283 nt
Organism: Annulohypoxylon truncatum
Lineage: Eukaryota; Fungi; Ascomycota; Sordariomycetes; Xylariales; Hypoxylaceae
Exons: 3
Coding region: 292-1092 (266 amino acids)
Source: RefSeq, a predicted model, not a curated record
GAAUCUGUUAUCGUGCUUGUUUGACUCCAUGAUUACGAUUUUCUGAAUCACCGUCUCUUGACUACCUACUUCACCAUACAUACCUCCUUACCUUACCUAGGCAAUAAGGCUCUCUCCCUUUGCGUGCCAGGCCUGACAGAUAAGGGAGUUGUAGGAACUAGAUGUGCAAAGUACUCUCACCGAGUUUUCCUUCUUGACCUCUAUCAGCCUCGCCUAUUUAACCUAUUUUUAUUUUGUUUGCGUUUGCGAGAUUUAUCGUAUCUUUGACGUCACGGUAAACAAACCAACACGAUGGCUACAAUGGCUACCGAAACCCUUCAGAACGGGCCCUCCCGCAUAGAACGCCUGAGCGCCGAAGACUUCGAGACGGCGUCCAUACGCUCGGCCGCCCCGUCUUACAUCUCCGAAGCGCCAUCCUACCACUCAACCCUCCCCACCAACGAAAGCGUCCCAGAGUACACUCCCCGCGAACCCGCAACAACCUCAGCCGUCCCCUCGCCUCCGCGCUACGCCGCCAGCUCCUCCAUGCUGAACCUCUCCUCUUCCACACCGACGCCGACGCCCAUGACAUCCACCUUCGCCCCGGGCGCCGGCCUCCCGCGCAUCCCCUCCCCGCGCCGCGACGCGCCCCGGCUCUCGCACUUCCAGAUCCCGUCCUGGUCCUCCAUGGCCAGCAACCCGACGGCGCGGCACUACCAGCGGGUCGCGCACCGGCGCGUGUCCGCCGCCGCGAACGGGGGCCGCUGGGGCGGCGGCGGCGGCGUCGAGAGCGCUUUGCGGUCCGCCGUCGAGCGCAUCAAUGCGAAUGCUGCUGCCGCUGCUGCCGCAGCAGCGGCGGCAGACGAUGCGGACGACCCGGAUAAGGUGCGUCCGCUUGAGGACCCGUACCUAGUCGGCGAGGAGGCCGCGGCGCGGGCGCGGCGCGAGAGGUUGGCUCGCCAGAACGGGGAUGAGGUCUUGUAUCGCGAGGAGAGGCGGUGGGAUUGGUUCCUCGGCCAGACGAGGGACUGGGACGAGCGCAACCGAAGCUGGGGCGCCUUCAGCACUACUAUCGACAACCGCGGAAGACUGGCUCGCCGCUUCGGCCGAUAAUCGUCACUUUACGCCAGGUGUAUACGAGAAGUGUGUGUGAGCUGUACGUGUGGCAGUGACGUCGAUUUCGUCAAUUCUGACUGUGGAUUUUCAACAACCUGGACUGGUGAUAGCUGCUUUCUGUUUCUUUUCAUUCCUUCAGGGACUUUCGGGUUAUCCUUCUUACACGCAUUGGGCGGCGCUACCUGCUU